UAUUUUGGUUAUUUGGCAUACUGCGUGGAUUUCUAAAAGCGGUCAUUAAAUCGAGUUAUUAAUUCAGUGAAAGAAAAAGAAUUAAAUUGCAAUGGUAACUCAAGAAUUUCAAGCUGUGGUUCUAGGGGCUGGCCGAGGUACACGUUUGCCGGAAGUAUUGACUGAUUCGCCGAAAUGCCUGUUGCCGAUCGGUCCGUAUCCAUUAUUAUGGUACCCAUUAAACAUGCUCCAACAGCAUAACUUUCAAGAUGUAAUUGUUGUGGUUUUGGAAAAUGAGCGUUCGGAGAUACAACAAGCACUAGAACGAACUCCACUAAAGAUUAAAAUUGACUUUGUGGCUAUUGAUAGUGAUAGCGAUUUUGGCACGGCCGAUAGCUUGCGAAUAAUACAUGAUAAAAUUAAAUCUGACUUUUUGGUGUUAUCCUGUGAUAUUGUAUCGAACGUAAGUUUGUAUCCACUAAUAAACAAAUUUCGUCAACACGAUGCUGCCUUAACAGCCUUGUUAUUCAAAAGCGGAUUUGAGUCAGAUGUUACUUUGCCCGGACCGAAAACAAAACAUAAGCCUGAACGUGAUCUAAUCGGAAUUCAUCCCGAUUCUAAUCGAUUACUAUUUCUUGCUUCAGCAAGCGAUUUUGAAGAAGUAAUGAGUGUUAAUGCUCAUUUGUUGCGUAAGAAUGGAAAAAUGACGGUAUUCUCUAGGUUUGUAGAUUCUCAUAUCUAUGUAAUGAAAAAAUGGACAAUUGAUUUUCUACUUAAGAAAGAAAACUUUUCAACACUUAAAGGGGAAUUCUUACCGUAUAUUAUUAAAAAGCAAAUGUCUAAAAAAACGGGGAGUUCAGCUGCCGCCCCAGAUAUGCAAUCAGAAGUGGGAGUGACAAUAAAACCAGAAAAUGAUAUAUUUCAUUACGCUUCGAACACACAUCUAGAACAACGUAUACAGAAAGCUACCCUCUUUAACGAUUCUCGAAUCAAGGAACCAUACAAUGGAGAUUUAAUUCGCUGUUAUGCUGUUGUGGCACCCAAAGAGAGUAUUGGUGUGCGUGUGAAUACUACUCUAAGCUUUUUCGCAAUUAAUCAAAAGAUUUCCAAUAUUUGGCAACAAUUGUUCAACGAACAGGAACACUUACUUAUUUCAUCAAGUGCCGUCAUAAACUCAACUCAAAUGAAGGAAGUCGCGGUCGGAGAUAGUGCAAAAUUAUCAGAGAAAACAUCACUUAAUUUCAGCGUUUUUGGUGCUAAUUGCACAAUUAAUCCAAAAAAUAUUAUAAACAAAUCUAUUAUAAUGACAAGCGCUAUUAUUGAGGAAGGUUGUAAUAUUGAGAAUAGCAUCGUUGGAAGCAGAGCUGUAAUUAAACGAGGCUGCGUACUGAAAAAUUGCUUAAUUGGACCAAGUUACGCAGUAGAAGAGGGUACGAAGAGAGAAAAUCAACAUUUAACAAAUGCUGAUGGAUUUAUGGAGAUUGAUAUACAAUAAAAAAUGAGAUUUUCUACAUAAUGAA
Molecule: messenger RNA, 1499 nt
Organism: Bactrocera neohumeralis
Lineage: Eukaryota; Metazoa; Arthropoda; Insecta; Diptera; Tephritidae
Gene: eIF2Bgamma
Product: translation initiation factor eIF-2B subunit gamma
Exons: 7
Coding region: 92-1474 (460 amino acids)
Biological process (GO): biosynthetic process; cytoplasmic translational initiation
Cellular component (GO): eukaryotic translation initiation factor 2B complex; guanyl-nucleotide exchange factor complex
Molecular function (GO): translation initiation factor activity; guanyl-nucleotide exchange factor activity
Source: RefSeq, a predicted model, not a curated record